Messenger RNA from Lethenteron reissneri (Far Eastern brook lamprey), 4111 nucleotides. Its product is annotated as proto-oncogene tyrosine-protein kinase Yrk-like. NCBI's taxonomy places the organism in Eukaryota, Metazoa, Chordata, Hyperoartia, Petromyzontiformes, Petromyzontidae. Gene Ontology annotation, molecular function: ATP binding; transmembrane receptor protein tyrosine kinase activity; zinc ion binding. The record is from RefSeq and is a predicted model, not a curated record. Gene Ontology annotation, cellular component: signaling receptor complex; plasma membrane. Gene Ontology annotation, biological process: positive regulation of kinase activity; multicellular organism development; cell surface receptor protein tyrosine kinase signaling pathway.
GGUACGACAGAGCGAGCUCGCGAGCUGUCUGCAAGGGUUGCGCGCGUGGUGGAGAACUAGUGGCUUUAGUAGAAUAACUAUUGGGUUUAGAAGAACUAUUGGGUUGUGUAGAACUACUGGAUUGUUCCGACAGGCUAAAGGGGAGACGACAAAGCGAGCGAGGUAGGGAGAGAGUUGAUCGCAAGGCAAAGCCAGGGGUUACAGAGGUGGGGGAACAGACACACUCAGAGACGCGCAACAAUUGAAAAGAAGAAGAAAUCCGAUGUGCACGGUUGGGCACGUACGGUGCGAAAUAAGUUCAACGUACCGCACUGAUAUAGCGCAGAGGCACGGGGUUAUAAUCGAGAGAUAGAGAGAGAGAGCGACGGAGAUAGGAGGACAGCGUUUUGUUGUCAACACAAACUUAAUACGAGAACAGAGAGAGAGACGGAGAACCGCGGGGAGACAGGUAACGGGGGUAGUUGGAGGGGUGGUAGAACAAAGCGGCAAAGUGAGACAGAACCAGGCAAUUGUCAAGCAAGAGACAGAAGGACAGCAAGGGAGAGAUACGGGGAGAGAGCCACAGACAGACGGAGAGAGAUGAAAUGAAAGGAUAGAGAGAGAGAGACACACGAAAAGCGAGAGAGAGAAUUUUUUAAAAAUAUAAUAAAAAAUAAAGAAACAAGAAAAGAGAGAGACAAAAUUUGAGAGAGACCUAGGCACACGGUCCGAGCAAGCGAGACUUGGCAGAGAGACACAGAAGCAGCAGAGACCCAGAUAGACACAGAAUCAGACCCCAGAGAGACAAAGUCGGGGCGGAAGCGAUGGAAGGAGCUGUCCCGUGCGAUUACUGCCUCGGAGGAUCAGCAGCAGCAGCAGCUGCCGUGAAAACCUGCCUCACCUGCUUGACCUCGUUUUGCGAGGAACACCUGAGACCACACAAGGAGAACGCUCUGCUCCGCACGCACCAGCUGAUUGAGGCGACGCGCAACGUGGCGGAGAAGCUUUGCCCGACUCACGCCCGAGUCCUCGACUUCUUCUGCGAGCGCGAGCAGCGGCCCCUUUGCCACGAGUGCUCCCUUGGCUCCGAGCACCGAACGCACCGGCACACGGCGCUGGAGGAGACGUGCAGGGCCAAGCGGGUGCUCGUGGAGGCAAGGGUGAGACUGGUGGACAAUACUUCUGGUCUCCUGCAGCAGGAGACCGCCACGCUGAGCGAGGACCACACAAAGAUCGUGAACCUCUCGGACCGGUACUCAUCUAAGUUGUCGAGGGCGUUUGACGAGGCUCGGACGAAGCUGUCUCGGCAAGAGGAGGAGGUGAUGGAGGAGCUGCGGAACGAGGCACAGCGAGCCCUCUCCCCCAUCGAGGCGGCCAUGGAAGAGCACGUGUCGGGCAUUGCGCGUCUCUGCCGCGUCAAGGACAGCCUCCAGGCUCUGCUCGCCUCGGAGGUUGACCCCCUCUCGUUCCUCAAGAUGCUGAAAGAUCAAGAUUUGAAUGAGAGCCUGCAGACCGGCGGUGCUUUCAGGAGGAGUGAGAACAUUGACACAACCUUGAAGCUGAUUGUGGAAAGGGCAAUUUCAUCGCUGAACUCAGUGACAGAAGGUUUGCCUACAGACAGGCCGGUUUCGACUCCACCACCAUCAAACAGUGACGUUGCUCCUGCACCGAUCCCGAUGGUCCCACAGACAUCCUUCACCGUGCAGGACCUCCUCAAAAUCGGAGCCUUCACCGACAUCCACAGAGGACUGUACGAAAACCGCCAGGUGGCCAUCAAGAUUCGCAAAGACGGUAUCACCAACGAGCAGCUGCUUGAGGAGGGGCGGAUGAUGGGCGCCUUGCGGCACGAGCGGCUGAUUAACCUGCUUGCCAUGGUCUCCGAGUCUCCUGCCAGCCUCAUCAUGGAGUUCAUGAGCAACGGAAAUCUCCUGACCUUCCUCGAGAGGAGAUCUUCCGCCAACCGUGACCGUCUCUACCUCAAAAUGGCUGCCGAGGUGGCCGAGGGGAUGCGCUUCCUGGAGGAGGAGGGCUGCGUGCACCUCGAUCUUCGUGCGGCCAACAUUCUUCUCGACGACGGCUUCGGCUGCAAGAUCGCGGGAUUCCAGCUCGUCCGCAAGCUCGCGGGCGAGGUGUAUCACAUCAGUGAAGGAGACAUGCUGCCCGCACGCUGGUGUGCCAUCGAGACGUUCACGACCAAAGUGUGGACGUGCAAGUGUGACUCCUGGUCUUUCGGGGUGCUGCUCUUUGAGAUUUACUCGGACGGCGCCCUCCCUUACAGAGGUAUGACGCACAGGCAGAUGGUGGAGCUGCUGAUGCAGGGAACCCGCCUAACGCGUCCAAGGCUCUGCCAUGAUGCCGUGCACAGCAUCAUGGCCUCCUGCUGGCAUGAGGACCCACACACGCGUCCCGACUUUGGCGAGAUGUCCACCUCCCUGAGCUCCCUCAUCGGGGCCUAAGCUCCACUUUAGGGUCGCUAUCUUUUCCACUGUAAUCCAAGCCUCGUAUACAGGAAGCCGUUUGUUUAAUUCCGACCGUGAUGCCUUCAUAUUUGAAGUUUGCACGUACUCUCUCUCUCCCCGCGCUCACGUGAAUUUUUCUCUGGGUGCUGUGGUUUUCCCCUCCACAUUUAAAACCAUGAGUUUGGAGUACUUACUUACCUGCUAUGAAUUUCCACGUGAUAAGCCACUUCGUUGAGCUGUCAAAUGUGGCCAGGCCAUUUCUGGAAAAAAAGAGCUAUAAAGCUCAGUGGGCCCUACCUGAUAAAAUAAAAAAAUAGUUUAAAAUAGUUUUUAAUAGAUGUUGGGUUUCAUGAUUAAAUCAGAGUCCCAAGUCCUCUUCUUGCAUUUGUUAUCAGAGGUCAAUAUCCAAAUCGCCUGACCGCUUUAUUUUUGUACAGGAGCGAGUUUAAGUGAUUUUCGUGAGCAGUGCACGUUCAGAUCGCAUAUACGUUAAGAUGGCGUACAUGGUUAACAGGGGAUCGAAUAAGCGGUGCGUUUUCAAAACAACAUUACUGAUGCAGGUGCAUGCUACCGCGGAAGGAGGUGGCAUUCUUUGUGGAUAAUUUAGAGGUCAUCGCGUUACUUUAAGUCGGGUGAUCACGAGGUCCUCCUCCUCUUCGAAUUAUGAGCUGUGUGACCCUUCCCAGGCUAGCAUCCUUGUUCGCAAGCUUCACGAGUCAUAAUUGAAAAAAUUAACCUGUAAAAACCAAGUUUUUCACUAUAAAUCCUUUCUAUGCGUGGCGGCUAGAGUCCUCUCGUCCUCUGGCUUGAGAUGGCUGCCACCUAUGGGUCAGAUGAUUGCCUGCCACCAUUAAGCAAUUGGUAAUUAAAAAUAAAAAAAAAAUCCUAAAAAGUGUAAAGUUUUGGGAGAAAAAAAUUCACGAACAUUAAUUGUCUCGCACAACGAGUCUGUGUGCAAAAUGUCAGCUCGAUUGGAUCACGGGAAGUGGGUUAAAAAACGACGGAAAGAUUUGCACGGUCGUAAGCAAGCACGCAAGCACGCACGCACGCAAGCACACAAGCAAGCGAACUUAAUAUAAAUGAUUUAAAAAUGAAUCGAGCGGGACAGAUUCACGUUCAUUAGAAUGCACAACAAAUAAGUCGUGCUGCAGCUGCGGUGUGCACACCGGUCCUUUGUGUAGACAAAUUAACGAAUUAGCUGUCGGACAUCACAUUAAUGCUGUUUUAUGUUAAUGUAACUAAUCUAUGUAUAGUUAUAUUAUGCAACUUGCAUGCCGAUUAGCUAUAAAGUGGAUGAUGUUGGAAUAUAUCUUCAGCGUUGAUCCAUAGUCUGCUCCGAACUCAUAGUUGUAUAGUUGUUCGUAAAGGGAAGAAUGAUUCGAUUGUUGAAAGUACGUUGUAAGCCCGAUGUGUGCGUGACUUUAACACAUUCCUGCGAGGGAGCUGGUAGGAACGUUGGGUUGCUCGGUCAAUGGCCAGGGUCAACGGCGGCGUGGUGUAUUCCGCAAAUAUGCCCGACUGUGAGGGCGGGCACAAGCCGGCGUGAGUAGGUUAAACGUUGAGUUUUAUAAGGGCACCACGGGGUGACCAGCCCCUCCCCACCCAGCCCCACCACUCCCACCCCCCACCCAGCCCCACCUUCCCCACCCAGCCCUUCCCCACCCAGCCGCUCC